AUGUUUGCGAACAGCUGCGCUACAACCAACUGCGCCGAAGCCAGAACUUCGGAUCGUCAUACAACAAGCACAGCGCUGAAGAUGGUGCCGCCAGCCUCAAUAGAGCUACCCCCUGCCGAGGAACGGGACCCGUUUCAAGCCCGACAAGGAUACACGGAAGCAGCAAAGCGGAAGGCGCUUUCCGCGAAUGUCGUUCUCUUGAGAGAUGCUGAUGCGCUCAAUUUCUUUAUACCCGAGUGCGAAGAGAUGACCAACCCUCAACUCGGGCGGCAGCUGCGCAACUUUCACAAACAACCCAUCGCCCCUCUUCUCCCGGAUGCGGUGCGACAUGUCGUUUUUGAGGAAGGCGAUGUGGCCAGCGUACCAAAACGACGAAAGGCUGUCAAUGCCAUCAACCGGGCACUCCGCGAGUGUAUCAGCGUCGAAGACGACGGCGCUUCCACCGACUAUUCGGACAUCGAGCUGGAUUAUGAUGAAAUGGACCCAGUCACCCUUCAGUAUUUGGAUGCUCGACGCCUGCUUUCGCGGUUUCAAACAACGCGUAUCGAGGACUACAUCGACGAGCUAAAGAGAUUGCGUGAUGGUUUGGAGGAGCAAACCCAGGCACAUGCUAAGUGUACGUUGGAGGCUGACGCUGAGCUGGAGACUGGGCACCACUGUGCGAAAACGCGGCAUUGGAGACGAAGGUACCACGCCGAUAUCAUCCGUGCACAAUUGGAUCCGCAGCCAAACGUUGACCUUCGGAAAUUCUCGGAAUCAGCAGGCACCGUUGCGAGGUUCGCUGCGGUUGAUGACCGAGUUCAUGCAGAGAUCUCAACUGGACUUGAUGAUGUACCGUUCACCCGAAAAUCUGAAGCAUUGUUACACAGUCUUGCGAUUGUCCCAACUGCCACCGUGCGCACGAGGAUCGACCAAAGCGCAUGGGGGGACAAAGACUUGGUCGCCGACGAACAUUCCCGAUGCCUUCCCAACCCGUACACCGAUGAUGACCUUCCCGACGAUGGUGAACAGCCCGGCUCAUUUAUCAUCAGAUUCAAGCCAUUUCGCGGUGGUUACGGCUCUGAUGACCAGUCUGAUAUUUACGAGGAAAGCGAUGAAGAGUACCAGUUGCCAAAGCUGCGCAGUGGCACCUUACGCGUACCCCAAAAGAAGAAACGUGCUGACGGGAAGCAUAAGAACUCUGCCCCUGCCCGCAGGUUUGACAUUGAUGACGUGAUCCUCGAUUAUGGUACCGAUAACGGCAUUGCGGGACUGCCGACGAAUAUCGAGUACAAGCAAAUUAUAACACCGGGAUUCCGCCCUUUCUCCAUCCCGGAGGAGCUGACGAUGAAUGUUGAUCCUGACGUUGCCCGCCGAGAGGAUUCGGCUCACCGAAAUUACCUGCUGACGCUACACGGCACAAAAUUGUUGAUCGAGCGCCGUGCCGAGAAACAAAAGAAGGACGCCGAGGCAAAAGCAGAGGGCAAACCGGAAGCAAAAAGAUCAAAAAAGAAAAUGCGUCCG
Molecule: messenger RNA, 1503 nt
Organism: Mesorhabditis spiculigera
Lineage: Eukaryota; Metazoa; Nematoda; Chromadorea; Rhabditida; Rhabditidae
Source: the annotation of a GenBank genome assembly